Messenger RNA from Cannabis sativa, 3249 nucleotides. RefSeq names its product phloretin 4'-O-glucosyltransferase-like. The transcript has a single exon. Gene Ontology annotation, molecular function: UDP-glycosyltransferase activity. The coding region runs from base 1690 to 3105 and encodes 471 amino acids. The record is from RefSeq and is a predicted model, not a curated record. Lineage: Eukaryota; Viridiplantae; Streptophyta; Magnoliopsida; Rosales; Cannabaceae.
AUUACCAAAAGAUUUUGAAUCAUUUGCAUGAAGAUAUAGUGUCAUAUUUAUAGGCAUAUGUGCUUAUUCGGGACUCGUUAGGGUUUCGUGCAAUAAAAGCCCAUUGAUGGAGUAAAAAUACAUAAUUUAAUAUUAUAAUUUGAGUUAUUGGACUUGGUAGGUGAUGCCCAAUUCUAAAGAGUUGUCUUCCGUACGAUACAUACCAUUGACAGUGACAUAUUGAGGUGUGUGUCGUCGUUGAAAAAAAAAAGAAUGUCAGGAUAAUGGAUGUCCCUCUAAAAAGGUCAUCUCCUUUUUGUCGUGCACAUUUCUAAGGUCUAUAGAGGAGACAAGCUGCUAAAUUUCUCAGGAUAGUGCCAGAGAUGUACCACGUACGUAAGCAGUAUCUAGAAAGCUAGACCCUUCUAGAUAAUCGCUUUAGCUUCUGCUCUUAGAUAACCGAUGAUAGUAUUCAUUCCCAAUAUUACUUUUGUCCUUCAACUUUAUUUAGCUUAUCCAUACCAUGUGAACGAGACUUCACCUCUUUGAAUAUCUAGACUAAAGUUGGAGUUAUUGGAAAAGUGAAGGUUAAUUUCUGAUUAUUCAAUGAGCAUCUUGUAUUUCAUAAAAAUUAGAGGCAAAAUAAUCCUUACGUAAAGGCCAUCCUAUCCAACUUUCGGGCAUUACGAUACGUUUCAGACGUGGAUGAUUAUCAUAAUAGAUUUCCAACAUAUCAUAAGAUUCUCUUUUUCAAAAAUAUGUACUUUUCCGAACCCAGAACACAGACGGAAUUCUAGGAUUCCGCCUUGAAACAAAUACUUUUAUACAUACUUCUUUCGGUUGAUCUAUAGCAUACUUUAUUCUCGUAAAAUAAUAUACCUUAGCUAACGUUGAAUUACCUUUCCAAAAACUUGAAGGAUUCGAAUUGUACUUUUGUACUGGACCAGUGAUGGGCCCGGUACCUUAAUGGCCUCCACGAGAGGCCACAUGUCAUAACAUCUACUAUAACAAUAGUAUACACUCUUAUAUAUAAAAAAAAAAAAAAAUUACAACUUCUCUAUAUAAUAAAAACAAAAAACUCCUACAAUAAGAGCGUGUUUGGAAGUCACUAUGUAAUUACUAGCUAAUAACUGUACAAUAAGUAUAUUUGAAUAUAAUGUAGUAAUUACACAAUAUAAUAAUAUUUUUUUAAUAAAUAAUAUUUAACAUAUAAUUUUUUUAGUAAUUACACUUAAUUUUUAUAAGGAACAUGAGAAUUGAAGUGUAAUUGAAACAGCUAAAAGUCACCAAUGGUGCUAUGUGUUAUAUCGUUAUUACUACAAUCAAGUAUCAUCUCAUAUAAUUUAACAUAAUAAUUUUUAUAAAAUAUCAUUUAUAAUAGUGCUAGACCUCAAUAAUAUUUUGUACUUCCAAAAUAUGUAUAUUUCUCUUUCCAUUAUUAAUUAGUAUGGACCCUAUGGUCCUUUUGGAAAUUCAUUGUGGUUAAGAAAUUUCAUCAUCAUUCAUCGCAACAAUAAAUGUAUACAAUUUAUUACCUUACAAACAAAAGAAAAAAAUCAUCAUCACUAACGUCAUUUCUUACACUUCCUUUAUAUCCAUAUAUACCGAUGUAAAACCGACACUUUCAUUCUUCCAUAUAGCUAAGUAUUUUGUAGCUUUGUCAUUUCAUUACAAAUUACAUCUACAUAUAACGACUCGCUUCACGUUAUAAUGACACAUUUUGAUGGUCGUCGUUUCCUUGUUUUGGCUUACCCCGCCCAAGGAUGUCUCAACCCAUCUUUAAUUUUCGCCGAAACACUCAUUCGCGUCAUACCAAACUCACAAGUCACUUUUGUCACAAGUCUCCAUGCCAACCGACGUCUUACCACCACCAAACAAUCAUCAUUACCUAAUGAUAAUGGGGCAAAUAACACCUCAAAUUUAUCGUUUACUCCAUUUUCUGAUGGCUUUGACGACGGUUUCACAAUAGAUGACAUUGAACGCCAGGUGCUAGAGUUCAACCGUCGCGGUUCCCAAGCAGUUUGGGAAAUCCUCGAGGCCGCGCGCAGAGAAGGUAAUCCAUACACUUGCUUAGUUUACAACUUUAUUCUUACUUGGGCUGCUGACGUGGCCGCGGAGCAUAAAGUUCCCGCGGCCAUGUUUUGGUUACAACCGGCGACAGUUUUUAAUAUUUACGACAAUUAUUUUCAUGGGUAUAAAGAAAUCAUUCGUGAUAAUAGUAAAAAUUCUUCCUUUUCGUUAUCAUUUUCGGGAAUUCCAUUUCCCAUGAGCACCAAAGACCUUCCCUCAUUCAUGGAUGAGUCAACUGAAAAAAGUUCUUAUAUAAGAUUCUAUCAAGAAAUAUUUGAAGGUUUAGAGAAAGAAGGUACUAACACUAAGUUGGUAUUAGCAAACACUUUUGAUGAAUUGGAACCUGAGGUUAUAAGAGUAAUUAACAAUAAGUUUAAUCUAAUUGGAAUCGGACCGUUGAUUAAAUCUACUUCAUUUAAGGGUAGUGAUCUUUCUCAACAAUCGUCAGUAGACUACAUCGAAUGGCUUAACACUAAGCCUAAAACGACAGUGAUUUAUGUGUCAUUUGGGAGUAUUUCGAAUUUGUCAAAGCGACAAAUGGAGGAAAUAGGUAAAGGGUUGUUGGAAUUUGGUCGUCCUUUCUUGUGGGUCAUAAGAGAAAAUGUGAAAGACAACAAUAAUAAUAGCGAGUUGAGUUGUAGAAAAGAGUUGGAUAAGCUUGGAAUGAUAGUGUCGUGGUGUUCUCAAAUGGAGGUUUUGAGUAAUGAGUCGAUUGGGUGUUUUUUGACUCAUUGUGGUUGGAACUCGACGUUGGAGAGCUUAGCUUCGGGUGUUCCAAUGGUGGCAUUUCCGCAAUGGACAGAUCAAUGGACGAAUGCUAAGCUCGUAGAGGAUUUGUGGAAAACAGGAGUGAGAGUGAAGCCUAACGAGGAUGGAAUCGUCACAAGUGGAGAAAUCAAAAGAUGUUUGGAGUUAGUAAUGGGAGAAAAUGAAAAUGGAGUGGAAAUUGUAAGGAGUAAUGCCAAGAAAUGGCAAAAUUCUAUUAAAGAAGCAAUGAAGGAAGGUGGUUCAUCGGAAAAGAACUUUAUUAAUUCUAUGACAAAUGUAAUUUAUUGAUAAGUUUUUCUAUUUUGAAAACUAAAUAAGAAAUUGUUAAUCCAUAAAGAGUAAAUUUUGAAUUUUGAAAUAAAUAGUGUAAUCUUAUAAAUGUUGCACUGUUACAUCGUAUGUUUUGAUAUUUAAGAAAAUUUUUUAGUUCAA